Molecule: messenger RNA, 1622 nt
Organism: Perognathus longimembris pacificus (Pacific pocket mouse)
Lineage: Eukaryota; Metazoa; Chordata; Mammalia; Rodentia; Heteromyidae
Gene: Gpr135
Product: G protein-coupled receptor 135
Exons: 1
Coding region: 1-1572 (523 amino acids)
Biological process (GO): G protein-coupled receptor signaling pathway
Cellular component (GO): membrane
Molecular function (GO): G protein-coupled receptor activity
Source: RefSeq, a predicted model, not a curated record
AUGGAGGAGCAGCCGCCGCCUGCUCGGCCACCAGUGAGCAUGGCCUUGGCCUGGCCGCGCAGCCCGCACCCCGGCGGCGCCUCGGCAGCCGGCUCUCCCGGCGGAUCCCCCUCCGCAGUCUCGCUGGCCGCGCUCUCCUUCAGCACCGUGGCGACCACGGCGGCCGUGGCGCUGGGGAACCGGAGCAACGGGAGCGGAGGUGGCGGCGCUGGGGCCGCGAACGGCGGUGGACUGAGCGGGUCGGAGGCGGCGGGGGGUGGCGGGGGCCUGCGCGAGGCGGCGGCGGAGGCGGCGAGGCCGGCGGCGCUGGGCUCAGAGACUGCGCCGCUGCUGUCGCACGGGGCGGCGGUGGCGGCCCAGGCGCUGGUCCUGCUGCUCAUCUUCCUGCUGUCUAGCCUGGGCAACUGCGCGGUGAUGGGCGUGAUCGUGAAGCAUCGUCAGCUCCGCACCGUCACCAACGCCUUCAUCCUGUCCCUGUCCCUGUCGGAUCUGCUCACGGCCUUGCUCUGCCUGCCCGCAGCCUUCCUGGACCUCUUCACGCCCCCGGGGGGCUCGGCGCCUACGGCAGCCUCGGCUGCCUCCGCCGCCCCCACUUCCAGUGCCGCCGCCGCCUCCGCGGGGCCCUGGCGCAGUUUCUGCGCCGCCAGCCGCUUCUUCAGCUCGUGCUUCGGCAUCGUCUCCACCUUCAGCGUAGCCCUCAUCUCGCUCGACCGCUAUUGCGCCAUCGUGCGGCCGCCUCGCGACAAGAUCGGCCGCCGCCGCGCGCUGCAGCUGCUCGCAGGAGUCUGGCUGGCUGCCCUGGGCUUCUCGCUGCCCUGGGAACUGAUCGAGGCUCCCCGGGACCCUCCCGGGGAGCAGAGCUUCCACGGCUGCCUUUACCGGACCUCCCCGGACCCAGAGCAGCUGGGUGCCGCCUACAGCGUGGGCUUGGUGGUGGCUUGCUACCUGUUGCCCUUCCUGCUCAUGUGUUUCUGCCACUAUCACAUCUGCAAGACCGUGCGUCUGUCCGACGUGCGCGUGCGUCCUGUGACCACCUACGCUCGCGUGCUGCGCUUCUUCAGCGAGGUGCGCACCGCCACCACCGUGCUUAUCAUGAUCGUCUUCGUCAUCUGCUGCUGGGGUCCUUACUGCUUCCUGGUGCUGCUGGCUGCCACCCGGCAGGCCCAGGCCACGCAGGUGCCCUCCGUCCUCAACGUCGUGGCUGUCUGGCUAACCUGGGCCAAUGGAGCCAUCAACCCGGUUAUCUAUGCCUUCCGCAACCGCAACAUCUCCAUGCUCCUAGGGCGCAACCGCGAAGAGGGAUACCGGACUAGGAAUGGGGAUGCUUUUCUGCCCAGCCAGGGUCCAGAUCUGCAAAGCAGAAGCCGCAAUCGCCUUCGAAACCGCUAUGCCAAAAGGCUUGGGGCUUGCAGUUGGAUAUCCUCUUCCGACCCUGCCAGCGGGGCGGGAGGGGAUGUGGCCAUGUGGGCCCACAAAAACCCAGUUGUGCUUUUCUGCCGAGAGAGACCACCAGAGCCUGUGACGGCAUUGACCAAACAGCCUCAAUUUGAAGCAGGGGACACUAGCCUGUAAGAAAAGGGUUAAAACACACCAUUUGUGAAGACCAAUUCCCAUCCCCUUCA